GGGCACCUCAAUCCCGCCCAGACCUUUUCCCCUGGACACUGCCAAGCUGCCUUAACUGCAGGGAUGGCGGCAUCAGUCCCUGCGCGUCGGGGGUUGUUUUUGCUACUUCUCCUGCCGCUUUCUGUGGUGCCCUCCAAGCUGAACAUCCCCAAAGUACUGUUGCCGUUUACUCCGAACACCAGAAUCAACUUCACCCUGGAAGCAAGCGAGGGCUGCUACCGCUGGUCUUCUACCAGACCAGAAGUAGCCAGCAUAGAAGCUGUAGAACAAGACACUCGCCAGUGUUCACAGAAGGCUAUUGUCCAGGCACGGUCAUCACAAUCGAUACGUCUUACAAGUAUUAUUUUGGCUGAAGAUGUUAUGACUGGUCAUGUGCUUCGCUGUGAUGCUAUAGUGGACAUAAUUCACGAGAUUCAUAUUGUGUCCACAACCAAAGAACUGUAUCUUGAAGAUUCACCGCUGCAACUGAAAAUCCAAGCAUUAGAUUCUGAAGGGAACACUUUUAGCACUUUGGCAGGGCUUGCUUUUGAAUGGAUGAUCAUGAAAAAUCCAGAAGCUAAUGGAGUAUCAGACUCCCAUAAUGCACUGCGUAUCCUGAAGUUUUCAGAAUCAACAUAUAUACCACCUUCCUAUAUACUGAAGAUGGAAAAAUUUGCCAAACAAGGAGACAUUGUUUUAGUGUCUGGCAUGAAAACAGGAAGUUCAAAAUUAAAAGCAAGAAUACAGGAAUCUGUUUAUAAGAAUGUACCUGCUGCAGAAGUCAGAUUGUUUAUUUUGGAAAACAUUCUUCUAAAACCAGCUUAUGAUAUCUACCUGCUGGUAGGAAUGUCAGUACAAUAUAAAGUUCAGAAAAUAAGGCAAGGGAAGAUUACAGAAUUAAUGAUGCCUUCUGAUCAGUACCAACUGCAGCUUCAUAACAACACUUUCAGCCCUGAGGGAGAUACAACCUGGCCCGUUGCCAAGCUGGAUCAGACAACAUCCACAGUUACUGCAUUGCAGCGGGGACAGAUUAACAUCGUACUUGACCACAGAAGUAUUAGUAUGCAGGGUGCUUCUAAAUUACCAAAUGGUAGCAUUUAUGUUGUGGAUCCAGGAUACUUAGGAUUUUCCAUUCACCCAGGGGACAGAUGGGUCCUGGAAACAGGAAGGCUGUAUGAAAUAACAGUUGAAGUAUAUGAUAAAUUUGGUAAUAAGGUGUAUUUGUCUGAUAAUCUCAGAAUUGAUACAUACUUUGCAAAAGAAUAUUUCAUAGUUCUACAGUCCUCUCUGAAUGGAUCAUAUCACAAUGUGAAAGCAACAAGAGAAGGCCAAACUAUUGUUACUGCUUCAUUAACAGCUAUUGUGGAUCAGGAUGGAGGUGUUUACACAUUACCUGUUCCUGUACUAAACCAGCAAGAAAUAGACAUUUAUGUCCCCAUUUCCCUUACACCAAACAUUUUGACGUUUCCAUGGCAGCCAAGAGCAGGAGCCUAUCAAUACACAAUAAAGGCUCAAGGCGGAAGUGGCAAUUUCACUUGGUCCACAUCUAACCAAAAUGUUGCUACAGUGACGGUUAAGGGACUAAUGACAACUGGAAAUGAGAUUGGUGUCAGUGUGAUACGUGCCAGUGAUGUUCAAAAUCCAUUACACUAUGGGGAAAUGAAGGUAUAUGUGACAGAACCCAGAGACAUGGAGUUCAUACCGUGUCAAGUUGAGGCACGUGUGGGUCAGAUUCUGGAGCUGCCUCUGAAGAUUAAUGGACUAAUGAAUGUGGAAACAAGUCAAAUAGUCACCCUGAGUGACUGUUCACAUUUUGAUUUAGUUGUUGAGGUUGAAAACCAUGGUGUGUUCAGUCCCAUUCAAGGAAAACUCAAUCCAACUCCGGACUACUGCAGUGGAGUCAGAGUAAAGGCUGAAUCCCAAGGAUACACAGCACUUGUUGUUAGCUAUACACAUGGUCUUAUUCACCUCCAUGCUAGUAUCACCAUAGCUGCACAUCUACCACUCAAAAUGAUUGAUCCUGCUUCUGUUGCAUUGGUAACUUUGGGUUCCUCCAAAGAUAUAAUAUUUGAAGGAGGGCCAAGAGCAUGGGUUCAAGAACCAUCUAAAUUCUUCAGGAAUGUUAGUGCUGCAGAUUCAAAUGGCAUAGAUGUGUUCUUACUAGGACGAACAACACCUAGGACUCCCUUCCAGCACUGGAUUAGAGCAUCUUGCAAAACUUUGGGAGAACAAGUAAUUUCAUUAACAGUCGGAAACAAGCCCACUAUUACUAAUCCCUUCCCAGUUGUUGAACCUGCUGUUAUGAAAUUGAUUUGCGCCACUCCCUCUCGAUUAAGUUUGGUACCUGUAUAUGCAAAUCCUCAGCUAGGUCUCUCUUGUCCUUUGUUGCAUCAGAACAAACAAGGGGUUCCUGUCUCAAAUUAUCGCAAUCCCGUAUUGGAUUUGGACGUUUAUGAUCAUCAGGGACGUAAAUUUGAUAAUUUUAGUUCCCUUAAUAUCAUCUGGGAAUCAAGAAAACAUUCAUUAGCUAGCAUAGAAUCCAACAUGCCAAUGGAGCUGUCUUUGAAAGAUGAUGGAAAUGGUCAGAAGAAAAUGCAUGGUUUGCAAACUGUUUUAGUUCAUGGUGCAUCUGGAACAACAACUCUAUCAGCUACAGCAAAUGGAUAUCAGCAUUCUCAUCUCAGUGCUGCUAAAGUAAAUAAUCUGUCAAUGCUUACUGAGAACCUGUUCUGGAAAAAAACUACUGAGAGUUUGCUGUUGGAAAUACAUUUUACCUUGCAGGUGAAAUCGGGCUCUCCUAUGGUAAUGAUCUCCGAGAAAGACAGAUCUUAUGGCUUGCCUAGCUAUAUAACUUAUACUGUCAGAUUAUCAGAUCCAAGACUGUCAAGCAAAGGUUCUUUAUCUACCAUGCUCACUAUAACAAGCAGAGUGACUCACCAGUCUUUCACUAUCCCAGUGAAAAUGAUUUAUGCAUCUGACAGAACUAUGUCAGUGAAAUAUGGAGCUGGCUUAUUCAGUCACUUCCUUGACUCCUACCAGAUUAUGUUCUUCACGCUUUUUGCACUUCUGGCAGGUACAGCUGUUAUGAUCAUAGUUCAUUAUGCCAUUUUUUCACCAAAAGAACAGAAAACACAUCCAGCUUUUACCCCCGGAAGCCCCCAGCACAGACCAAAGGGUGUUGAAUUUCCUGUUCCAUCUUCAACGCCUUUCAGCCCUAUACCAUCCAGCAGAGAAAACAACACACCUAAGAGGCUAUGGAGUCCCCCUUAUGCUUCACAAUAGAGAAAGAUAUUUUCUGCACAAGGAUUUUUGUUUGGGUUUUAAGACAGUGCCUUCAAUACCAUAUGAAACUGUGUCAGAUUUUUGUUUACCUUAGCACAUUUUUUUGUUAAGACAACAAUAAUCACUGUAGGUUUUUAAUGCGCCAUGCUGAUAAAACAUGCUUGUGUUGCUCUGAGUUUUAUAGAUUCUGUUCCUAUACAGUCUGUCAUUAUGGUCAGUGAUAUUGGGAGGAUGACCAGUAUCUGUGCUUAGCUACCUUGCUUUCCCUCCCAACACACACACGCAUGUGCGCGCACAGACACACACACGGCUUCUGCAUGCUUCAUUCAAUUUCAGUUCUACUUCUUAAUUGUCUCUACAGAUGCAGAGCAUUUAUGCACUUAUUUCUCAAGUAUACCAUUUUUAUUGUUUUGCAGUGAGACUUCAUGCUAUUAGAAUAAUGACGUAACUAAAACAUGAGCCCAGGGAGUGAAGGAUUAUACAUUUCUAGAGAACUAAGAUUUUAGUUUGUUUUGUUGUUUUUUUUUUAUUUGAGACUCAGGAAUAAGUGUGCUGCAUUGAUAUAUUUUUCCCUAUUUAGCCUUACAAAUCCUUUUAAUUGGUCAGUUAUGCUGUAAUAACUGCAGUUUCUUCUGUGUAAGACUUUCCCCACAAAUAGUCAAUUCUUCUAGUUGCUGCUGCAAAUGUAACGAACAUUCAAUAUUUCUUUGCACACAGGACUUUUUUUCCUAAACCUACUUUAUAACUAUGAAGUCCAUUUAAAAAAUUGAAAACAAUUUAUUUUAACAUUUUUUAAAUACAAAAGUGGAGGAGAAGAAAACUUCAUUGGCAUAGUUUGAACCUUAAAAGAAGUGGAAACCCCCCCCCCCACCCGCACAUCUGCUGACCUUUUACAAUAAAUUGAUUUGGAAGCCUGAUUUUUGAAGCAAUGCUUUGAAAUUCAUGAAGAGUCAUUCAGCCAUCAAAAUCUGGAUCAUGCAGUACAUUGCUUAGUGCUGCUUUCUUCAGUAUUUACUGUAGUAUGACUCUGUUCGUCUGUUAAUACCUUACCAGGAUAUAGGCAUGAAUUGAAAUGCUUGCCAUUGCUUCAGCUUCCCCUGGUGUGAAAUCAUGGCAGUAUUCAAGACAACACAAAGUUGUCCUCAGGUGAAAUCGCAUUGCUCCCAUAUAUUUCCAUGAUAUAAAUGGUAAAGGGACAUUAUGCAUUACUAGUGUAGUUAAAAGGGUAUUUACAGUGGAAUCCUGAGCAGAGUUGCACCCUUCUAAAACCAUGGUAUUUAAUGGCCUUGAAAGGUGUAACUUCUGACUAUUGCUCUGUUACUUGUAUAUACAGACCAAACCAUACUAUGCUUUCCAAUAUUUUAUGUAGGAUCAAGUUUAGGGCUGAAUUUACUUUUAGAAGUGAUACAGUUUCAUGCGAGUUGUCCACAUUUUGUUUUGCAGAUUUUUUCCUCCAUUACUCCAUUAUUUUUAUUCCCAGCGGCGACAGCAACUGUUAACAUUCUCAGAAGAUAUAGUACAGAACUCAGAUUCAGUUAAAGUAAUUGUUUAUAAGUUCUGAUUCACUAGUUCACAUCUUCAUGAAAGCCUAGCCGUCAGGUAUCUCAGAAGACCUUUUAUUGCACCCAGCAAUAGGUCACUAUUAAAAUGCAACCUUGCUUACUGGUCACCAAACAAGGUUGUUAAUAAUAAUGCAUAUACAAAAGGGGGGGAGGGUUAAGAGGCUGAAAGAAAAAUAAUGUGAUGUUUACUAAGGGAAUAUCCUUAAGUCUUGUUUUGGAAUAAACAUGCUGUCUCGUUUGUAUUAUAAGAUGCUCUUUAUCAUGGGAAUUUUAGUAAAGCAAAUUUUCUUGAGGCUUCAGGCUAAACGUUUCAGGUCUGGGAGAUCAGGAAGUCUUCUGUUCAAGUACUGUGAGAAUUGUGUCUGUGAAUAAUGUGCUAAACUGUGAAUUCUUUAAAAAUGUUUUAAAGAGAAUAAUAUUUAAUAGAAGACUAAAUGAUGCACAGAGUCCUGUGACAUAAAGUUGUAUUCAUAAAGUAUUAUUGAAAAACUGCAGUUUGUGUUUGGAUGUGGAUAAUCUGUGCAGCUUUUAGAAAUAAAGAUGUGCCUUAACUUGA
Molecule: messenger RNA, 5379 nt
Organism: Sphaerodactylus townsendi
Lineage: Eukaryota; Metazoa; Chordata; Lepidosauria; Squamata; Sphaerodactylidae
Gene: NUP210
Product: nucleoporin 210
Exons: 22
Coding region: 64-3261 (1065 amino acids)
Cellular component (GO): nuclear pore
Source: RefSeq, a predicted model, not a curated record